AUGAUGCCUCUAGACGUCUACGUGCUGCCUGGCCGCGAAUUCACUCCAGCAGUCCCCCAGGGUACCCUGCCAGCCCCUCUUGGCCCGGGAGUCUCUCCGGUUUACGUCCCAACAUACGUACAGAGUCUGCAGAGAUUGGUCUGCCCCGUGACACCGAGCGAGAUGGCGGCGAGGCUGAGAGCAGCAAGACGGGAGAUUCUAGGACAACUCCUGAUCACCAACGCCCGACAGGCUUGCGUACGAACAGUGAACGAGAGCGGUUCGCUUGAGGACGGGGAGCCCGAAGAGGGAGGGGAGGAAGAAAAUCAAGUCAAGAUCUGCGAGAUCUGCCAGGCGGAGUACGAGCCGCAGGAGUCGGUGACCUUCCUUCCUUGCGGCCACUUCUUUCAUUCUCGCUGCAUAACCCGGUGGAUCGAUACCCGUCUCAACGCUCUGCAGCUCUGCAGCUGCCCGCUGUGCCGACGUCACGUUCCUUGCUCGCUGCAACAGGAGGAGGGAGGCAACCGUGGCAUCGAGUGGCAGCAGGAGUCUCGAUGGUUCAUGGAAGUGAAUCCGAUGCAGAAGAAUCUUUCGUUCGACCUCGUUCUGCUCGAGAAAGCUUUCGAGCUGUUCUUGUCCUAG
Messenger RNA from Guillardia theta CCMP2712, 621 nucleotides. RefSeq lists its product as hypothetical. Bases 1 to 621 code for a protein of 206 amino acids. The record is from RefSeq and is a predicted model, not a curated record. The transcript is spliced from 5 exons. Gene Ontology annotation, molecular function: zinc ion binding. Lineage: Eukaryota; Cryptophyceae; Pyrenomonadales; Geminigeraceae.